UUUAUAACAUUGCUUCUUUUCAGCUCUCCAUGCAUCCUGUUUUCUGACUCCCAGAAGAGAGCUGUGCUCAACUGGGCCAAAGAGCUUGGCACUGCCAAUGUCCUGUCACUCAGUGCAAUGAAGAAGUGCCAUAAUUACCUAGAUGAGCUUGUCAGCAAUCUAACUCAGAAGAUGACAUCAUAUGCUGGUGAUGUAUUCUAUAUCAAUAACAUUGCAGAAGCAAUCACAAAGGUA
Suillus subaureus is the source of this 234-nucleotide messenger RNA. RefSeq lists its product as uncharacterized. The annotation marks the transcript as partial. Lineage: Eukaryota; Fungi; Basidiomycota; Agaricomycetes; Boletales; Suillaceae. The transcript has a single exon. The record is from RefSeq and is a predicted model, not a curated record.